AUAUAUUUAAAUACCUACCUACAUGUGGAUGAAUAAAGCGUGAAAGAUAAAUAGGAUAAACCGGCUGUAUCCUGGAACGUCGUUACUAUUAAUUAUUGUUAAUGUAAUUGAAUUAUGAUCACAAAGUUUAAUUGUAAAAAUAUCACCUGAACCACACAAUGUUUGUACUAGCUGAACUAAAGGAUACUGUUCGUAUUGCUCCAGAACUUUUCAAUUUGAAGCUGCCGGAGGCAAUCAAGGAUGAAGUCAAUAGAAAGUUGGCCAAUAAGGUCCUGUUGAAUGUUGGCCUGUGCAUUGCAUUAAAAGACAUUGUAAAGUUGGGUGAUUCUAUUAUCCUGCCCGGAGACGGUGCCUCUCACACGGAAGUCAAUUUCCGCUACAUAGUAUUCCGUCCCAUGAUAGGGGAUGUUAUCACAGGAAAAAUCAGAAGCUGCAGUCGAGAAGGUGUGCACGUAACAUUAGGAUUCUUUGACGAUAUUCUGAUACCGCCAUCGGCACUACAGCAUCCCUCCCGGUUCGAGGAAGCCGAGCAGGCUUGGGUUUGGGAAUACCCGCUGGAGGAUGGCAAAAAGCACGAUCUUUACAUGGACAUUGGCGAAAAUAUUAAGUUUCGCGUCUCUGGAGAAGUGUUUGAGGAAAGUUCUCCAAUUGGCCCACCUGAUCAGGAAGCUCCAAGUACAAGUACGACAACGACGGACGCCAAUAAAACCCCUUAUCGGAUUAUGGCUGCGAUCAACGAGUCCGGCUUGGGCUUGCUAUCCUGGUGGGUUACCCAAAGCCAGGAAGAAGACGGCGAGGAAGAACAGGAAGCCGAAGAGGAGGACGAAGACGUGGAAGAAGAAGAUGAAUGAAAGAGUUGUAAAAUGUGUCUUGGUAUCAGCUUUCUGGUUUUAUUUUAUUUCAUUAUCAUGUAAUAGUUAUUGUAAUAUAGAACUAUUUAUUACAUUUCUUGGAAAUAA
Molecule: messenger RNA, 959 nt
Organism: Ochlerotatus camptorhynchus
Lineage: Eukaryota; Metazoa; Arthropoda; Insecta; Diptera; Culicidae
Product: DNA-directed RNA polymerase III subunit RPC8-like
Exons: 2
Coding region: 159-851 (230 amino acids)
Biological process (GO): DNA-templated transcription; transcription initiation at RNA polymerase III promoter
Cellular component (GO): RNA polymerase III complex
Source: RefSeq, a predicted model, not a curated record